GCGCUUUCCCGAACUUUGCCGAAGAUGUUUGCCGUGGCCAACCUCCGCCGCGCCGUCGCCCGCGCGACCAAGACCCGGACCCUCGUGGCACCGGCCAAGGCCAACCGCGCGCCUCUGAACCGCCGCCACUUCUGCGACAAGGCCAAGCCCAACCCGGCGCAGGCGGAAGCGCAGACGGAUGCGAUCGUCUUGACGCCGUACGAGAAGGUCGCUGCCACCACGCAGGUCGGCAUGUGGGCCGGUAUUGCCGGUUUGUCGGUCGUCUGCGGCUACUUUAUCGUGCGCGAGCUCUUCCCGAGCCGCAUGAGCCCCAACUCGCUCUUCAGCGAAGCCAGUGACAUUGUCUUGCAGAACGACAUGGUCUUGCAGCGCUUGGGCGCGCCGAUCCGCUGCUACGGCCGUGACCACGGUGGCCACAAGGAGGGUCGCCGCAACUUUAUCGAGCACGUCGAGCUCAACGACAAGGAAGGCAACAAGACGCGUCUUCGCAUCAAGUUCAACCUUCAGGGCCCGAACGGCAAGGCGCAGGCGUGGGCCGAGACGUACGCGAGCAUGAACAAGGGCGAGUACGUCUACUUGAUUGUCCAGACGUACACGGGCGAGAUCAUCAAGAUCCAAGACAACCGCCAGAUCCUUCAGGCCGACUCGGAAGAGGAGCGUGACGCCCUCAAGCGCUUGCUCGGUGGCAACUAGACGACGAUUCGAUAACACGUUUCCAUUACCCAUG
This is a messenger RNA of Saprolegnia parasitica CBS 223.65, 727 nucleotides long. RefSeq lists its product as hypothetical. Lineage: Eukaryota; Oomycota; Saprolegniomycetes; Saprolegniales; Saprolegniaceae. Gene Ontology annotation, biological process: protein import into mitochondrial matrix. The transcript has 4 exons. Gene Ontology annotation, cellular component: TIM23 mitochondrial import inner membrane translocase complex. The record is from RefSeq and is a predicted model, not a curated record. Bases 25 to 693 code for a protein of 222 amino acids.